AUGGCAGACAGAGAAGGGUGCAUUGAUAAUGAUCCUUUGAAGGAAGUAGAUAUUGGUAACGGUGAUUAUCCUAGGCCAACAUAUGUGAGCAAGAUGCUGCCUGAUGAUUUCAAAAAAGAAAUGGUGGAGAUUUUGAAGGAAUAUUGUGACUGUUUUGCAUGGGAUUAUGCAGAGAUGCCAGGCUUGAGUCGUGAAUUGGUAGAACAUCAAUUGCCAUUGAAAGCCAAUGUUAAACCUGUCAAGCAGCCACGAAGGAGAUUUGCUCCUGAAGUCGUGCAGAAGAUUAAAGAAGAGAUUGAAAGACUUCUUAAGGCUAAGUUUAUAAGAACAGCAAGGUAUGUCAACUGGAUUUCUAAUAUUGUCCCUAUCAUGAAAAAGAAUAGAAAAUUAAGGGUUUGCAUUGAUUUUAGAGAUUUAAAUUCUGCAACACCAAAAGAUGAAUAUCCAAUGCCUAUAGCUGAUAUGUUGAUAGAUUCUACUGCUGGUCAUGAAAUGUUAAGUUUUAUGGAUGGAUAUUCAGGUUAUAAUCAAAUAUACAUAGCUGAAGAAGAUGUGUCAAAAACAGCAUUUAGGUGUCCAGGAAAAACUAAGGUUUUUGCGCCUCUGAUCAAGUUGAAAAAAGAGGAAGAGUUCCAAUGGAAAACAGAGCAUCAAGAAGCUUUUGACAACAUCAAGCAGUAUUUGACUAACCCUCCUAUUAUGACACCUCCAAAGCACGGAGCACCUCUAAAACUUUACGUGUCAGCUUCUGAAGUAACAAUUGGUGGAAUGCUCGCUCAAGAAGAUGAGAAUGGCAACGAAAGAGUGAUUUAUUAUCUAAGUCGUGUGCUAAAUGAUGUUGAGAGCCGUUAUUCUCCAAUUGAAAAACUUUGCUUAGCUUUAUAUUUUUCUUGUUUAAAACUUAAGUACUAUCUAAUUCCUAUGAAUGUUUAUGUAAUUUCUAAGUUUGAUGUUCUUAAAUAUAUGUUGUCUUCUCCAAUAUUGCAUGGUAGACUAGGAAAAUGGAUGUUGGCCUUAACAGAAUUUUCUUUACAUUUUGUUCCUGCAAGAGCCGUUAAGGGUCAGGUUCUAGCUGAUUUCCUGGUUGAUCAUCCUUGUAUUGAUAUUAAUGAGAGUUUACUGGAUUUCGUUGGUUUGGUGCAUUGGAAAUUAUAUUUCGACGGUUCAUGCCAUAAGGGUGGUGUUGGUAUAGGAAUUUUAAUUAUUUCUCCAAGUGAUGAGCCAAGUAAAUUCUUUUUUGAAUUGAAUUAUUCAUGUUCCAACAAUGAGGCAGAGUAUGAAGCAUUAAUAAUGGGACUGAAAUUAUUAUUAGAAAGAGGAGUUAAAAAUGUAAAAAUUUUUGGAGAUUCACAGCUUGUAGUCCAUCAAGUAUCACUUGAAUAUAGGUGUGUUAGUGAAAAUUUAAGAAAGUAUUUCAAUGUGGCUACAGAGUUGUUGAGUAAAUUUGAUAGUGUCAUUGUAAGGCAUGUUCCAAGGGAGUUAAAUCAAGAAGCAAAUGAAUUAGCUCAAAUUGCUUCAAGAUAUAAGAUCAAGCCCUCAACACUAGAAAAAUUGGUAAGGAUAAAGGACAUAUUUAUGCCUUUGAGAGAAAGAGAAGUGUUGUCAUUAGAAAAACUAGACCCAGAAGAUUGGAGAGUACCAAUUGUAGAAUAUUUAAAAAAUCCAAGUCUUAGUGUCGAUAGAAAACUUAAAUAUAGGGCUCAAAGUUAUGUUCUAAUAAGUAAUGUCUUGUUUAAGAAAUCUGUUGAUGGAAACCUCUUGACAUGUUUGGGAGAAAAAGAAGCGUAUUUGGCUCUUGCCGAAGUGCAUGAGAGAAUUUGUGGUGCCCAUCAAUCAGGAAAAAAAAUGAAAUGGGUGAUAAAUAGGAGAAGAUUGUAUUGGCCAACUAUUCAAAGAGAUUGUAUAAACUAUGUCAGGUCCUGUGAAGAAUGCCAAAAACAUGAAAGCCUUCAACAUAUUCCAGCGUCAGAACUGCAUGUUAUAAUUAAGCCAUGGCCAUUUAGAGGUUGGGCGCUAGAUCUUAUCGGACAGAUUCACCCACCUUCUUCUAAAGAUCAUAAGUUCAUUUUGGUUGGUGUUGAUUAUUUCUCUAAAUGGGUAGAAGCGAUCCCUCUAAGGGAGGUAACUCACAAUGAAAUAAUAGAUUUUAUUGAGGAUCAUAUUGUGCAUAGGUUUGAAAUUCCUCAGUCUAUUACCACUGAUCAAGGAACCAUGUUUAUUGGGAAAAAGGUCAUGGAAUAUGCCAAAUCUAGGGAUAUAAAAAUGCUUUCGUCUACACCAUAUUAUGCCCAAGCUAAUGGACAAGUGGAGGCAGCGAACAAAAUUUUGAUUGCAUUAAUUAAAAAACACAUUGGAAGGCAGCCAAAAAAUUGGCACCAAACUCUCAGUCAAGUUCUUUGGGCUUACCGAAAUUCUCUAAGAGGUUCUACUGGAACCGCCCCGUAUAAGUUAGUUUAUGGUCAUGAUGCGGUGUUGCCAAUUGAUAUUAAUCUGCAAAGUGUAAGGGGUGGCUAG
Molecule: messenger RNA, 2514 nt
Organism: Arachis ipaensis
Lineage: Eukaryota; Viridiplantae; Streptophyta; Magnoliopsida; Fabales; Fabaceae
Source: RefSeq, a predicted model, not a curated record